CAAAUAGUAUUCCAAAGAGUACUCUCUAUUCCAAACUUACAAGCUUCUCUCUCUCCGAUCAUAUCCACACACCAACCCAGCCGUAUGAACAAAAUCCUCCCUAUUUAAGACGGGCGUCGCGUCGCUGGCUUCAACUACGCCCCAAAAUCCACCCUUGGUCCAUUACUCCAUUUGCUCGAAUCCCCAGCCCCCCCGUUCCUGAUCGAUUCUAGAAAUUUCACCCUUUCUCCAGAAUUUUUUUGGCUUGUUUCGGUCUGGGGUUGCAGCGCUCCGCUGCUCCUAGGUUUGAUUUUCGAGCGGUAGCUUGCAUCUCCGUGGGUAAAGAUUGGAUUUUGAGCGGAUUUGGGGGGCGUUUCUGCCUGAUUCGGGACCUCUCACCUCUGUGAGUGUGAGGUAAGGUCCCGGGGUUGGAUUUCGGGGUGGGGGAUUUUUGAUGGUCCAUUGAGAUUCGGCCGGAGCGAAGAUGACGAUCGACAUGUCCAUGCCCGGGAGCUCCGGGCUUCUGAACGCUGUGGGGAAGAGGAACAUGAACUUCUUCAGCAACCGCUAUGUGCUCGCGCUCACGGGCGCCGCAGGGAUCGGCGGAUUCCUCUUCGGCUACGACACAGGUGUCAUAUCUGGAGCCCUUUUGUAUAUCCGUGAUGAAUUUCCAGCUAUCAGAGACAAUUACUUCCUACAGGAAACUAUUGUUAGCAUGGCCUUAGUCGGAGCCAUGCUUGGAGCUGCUGGGGGUGGUUGGAUAAAUGAUGCAUAUGGUCGCAAGAAGUCUACUCUUCUUGCUGAUUUGAUGUUUGCACUUGGCUCAAUUGUCAUGUGUGCUGCUGGCGGUCCUUACAUUCUAAUACUCGGAAGGCUCCUCGUUGGGUUAGGCGUGGGUGUGGCAUCGGUCACGGCACCAGUAUACAUUGCUGAAGCUGCUCCAUCAGAAAUUAGGGGAGGUUUGGUGUCGACUAAUGUACUCAUGAUUACUGGUGGCCAAUUCUUCUCCUACCUUAUCAAUCUCGGCUUUACUGAGGUUCCUGGAACAUGGCGCUGGAUGCUUGGAGUUGCUGCUGUGCCUGCCAUUGUACAGUUUGUGCUGAUGCUUUUUCUGCCAGAAUCUCCCCGUUGGCUUUACUGGAAGGAUGAGAAAGCACAAGCUAUUGCUGUCCUGGAGAAGAUCUACGACUCUGAUCGUUUGGAAGAAGAGGUAGAGCUGCUUGCUUCAUCUUCCAUGCAUGAAUUCCAGGCUGACAAUACUGCAAGCUAUUUGGACAUCUUCAAGUCAAAGGAAUUAAGGCUAGCAUUUUUUGCUGGAGCUGGUCUUCAGGCCUUCCAACAAUUCACUGGGAUCAACACCGUCAUGUAUUACAGCCCCACGAUCGUCCAGAUGGCUGGUUUCACUUCCAACAAAUUGGCCUUGCUCCUUUCCCUCAUUGUUGCUGCGAUGAAUGCUGCUGGGACCAUUGUUGGAAUCUACCUUAUCGACCGUUGUGGCCGCCGCCACCUGGCUCUUACAAGCUUGUCCGGUGUCGUGAUCUCCCUUGUCAUCCUCGCUAUGGCCUUCAUACUGCAGUCAUCAUCCAGCCUCUGCAUGGCUGCCGCUAACGGCACCUGCCAAGGCGUGCUAGGCUGGUUCGCGGUGGCAGGCCUUGCCCUGUACAUCGCCUUCUUCUCUCCAGGCAUGGGCCCAGUCCCGUGGGCUGUGAACUCGGAGAUCUACCCUGAGGCAUACCGUGGAAUGUGCGGGGGCAUGUCGGCCACCGUCAACUGGAUCUCCAACCUCAUCGUGGCGCAGACGUUCCUCUCAAUCGUGGGGCUGGUUGGGACCGGCGUGACCUUCCUGAUCAUCGCUGGAAUCGCUGUGCUGGCCUUCAUCUUCGUGGCACUGUACGUGCCGGAGACGAAGGGCCUGAGCUUUGAGCAGGUGGAGCAGCUCUGGAAGGAGAGAGCGUGGGGAAGCCGUGGCAACUGUCAGAGCCUUUUGGGUGCUGCGCCGUAGGCUAUAAACAUUUUAGCAUUGAUCAAGCAUGGCCGCAACGGUGGCGGCAGUUUUAAGAUGGCUGCGUUGCGCUUGAUCGCCUGCAUCCAGCUUAAAAGAAGGUUCGUAAGAAAGCUGGAUGCAGAUCCAAACUGUACUCUGUGGUUCUGUUGCCUGAUUGUAUGUAAUGGCCGUAGUGCAUAGUGGAAAAUGUUCAGUGUCGGUAAAAGGAUCAGGUCUUGCCGUUACGUUGGGUUGUGCCAGAAGAUUGCCUGUAGACCCACAGAUUUGGGUUAUAUUUUGUACAGCUUUCGGCGCCGAAUGUGCCGGAGAGAAGACAAUUCAAAUUGUUUGGAAACUGAGAAAAAUCUCCUC
Panicum virgatum (switchgrass) is the source of this 2335-nucleotide messenger RNA. RefSeq names its product inositol transporter 1-like. Gene Ontology annotation, molecular function: myo-inositol:proton symporter activity. The record is from RefSeq and is a predicted model, not a curated record. Bases 464 to 1981 code for a protein of 505 amino acids. The transcript has 6 exons. NCBI's taxonomy places the organism in Eukaryota, Viridiplantae, Streptophyta, Magnoliopsida, Poales, Poaceae. Gene Ontology annotation, biological process: transmembrane transport. Gene Ontology annotation, cellular component: membrane.